Messenger RNA from Fulmarus glacialis (Northern fulmar), 4019 nucleotides. RefSeq names its product ubiquitin specific peptidase 42 (gene USP42). Bases 1 to 4011 code for a protein of 1336 amino acids. Gene Ontology annotation, biological process: regulation of apoptotic process; protein deubiquitination. Lineage: Eukaryota; Metazoa; Chordata; Aves; Procellariiformes; Procellariidae. The record is from RefSeq and is a predicted model, not a curated record. The transcript has 16 exons. Gene Ontology annotation, molecular function: cysteine-type deubiquitinase activity; cysteine-type endopeptidase activity. Gene Ontology annotation, cellular component: cytosol; nucleus.
AUGACCAUAGUUAACAAGCCAAAAUCUUCAAAAUCUAAAAAAUCAUCAUCAAGGCGGUCUGACAAAUCUAAGAAACCCCGUACUAAAAAAAUGACAUCACGCACCGCAAAUCUGGGCCGGGUACCACCUGCAGAAGAUCCAAACAAAGUCUCUGUGGACAAAGGACCUGGAGGUGCUAUUUAUUGUAGAUCAUCUCAAAAAUCUAAGCCUUUUGCCCAAAGAGAUCUAGUUGUUAAUGACGGAAUUGCCCCGCCACAAAGGAUUCUUUUUCCACCUGAGAAAAUUUGUAUGGAUUGGCAACAAACGCAAAGUGUUGGAGUUGGACUGCAGAAUCUUGGCAAUACGUGUUUCCUUAAUUCUACUCUGCAAUGUUUGACCUACACACCCCCUCUCGCCAAUUACAUGCUUUCUCUUGAACACACCCAGUCAUGUCAUGAAGAAGGCUUCUGUAUGAUGUGCACAAUGGAAACUCACAUUAAUCAGGUUCUGUGUUGCUCUAAUAAUGCCAUCAAACCUACAUCUGUUAUCAAUGGCCUUAAAAGAAUAGGAAAACAUUUCCAUUUUGGCAGUCAAGAGGAUGCACAUGAAUUCUUAUGCUUCACUGUUGAUGCUUUGCAGAAAGCUUGCUUAAAUGGAAGCACCAAAUUGGACAGAUCCUCCCAAGCCACCACACUUAUUUAUCAAAUAUUUGGAGGAUAUCUAAGAUCCCGAGUAAAGUGCUUGAACUGCAAAGCAGUUUCGGAUACAUAUGAGCCAUUCCUUGAUAUUACUUUGGAUAUAAAGGCAGUUACAUCUGUCACCAGAGCUCUAGAACAAUUUGUGAAACCGGAGCAACUGGAUGGUGAAAAUAGCUAUAAGUGUAGCAAGUGUAAAAAGAUGGUUCCUGCGUCAAAGAGGUAUACAAUACAUCGUUCUUCCAACGUUCUCACAAUAUCACUGAAAAGAUUUGCAAAUUUUACAGGUGGAAAGAUCAAUAAGGAUGUAAAAUAUCCUGAAUAUUUGGAUCUUCGAGCAUAUAUGUCCCAAUCAAUUGGAGAACCACUCAUCUAUGCUUUAUAUGCAGUUCUUGUACAUAGCGGUUUCAACUGUAACGCAGGACACUAUCUCUGCUUCAUAAAGGCUGGUAAUGGACUUUGGUAUCGAAUGAACGAUGCCUCAGUAGACCUUUCUGAUAUCAAAACAGUUCUCAAUCAGCAAGCUUAUGUACUUUUUUAUAUCAGGCGCUAUGAUUUGACACUCGGAGAACGUGCUUUUUACUUACCAGCACCGUCUUAUCCCCGUUCAUUCCUUGGUCAGCGGGGGGCUAAUAGUAAGCAGGCUGGAUUUAUGGGACCACGACUUCCUCCUCAUAUGAUUAAGAAUUCAAGUCGUUUAAAUGGAAAUGGACCCCUGAAAGAGGAUCCGAAUACCGUUGGUGUCACCCUAAAAAGGCCAUCUUCAGCUCCACCAACAGCUUGUGUUCAGAACUGGGCAAUUACCAGGCCUUCGAUUACUGAUCCAUCAAAAAACCAGAAGAUCACUAUCAGUAUUCAUAACAAAUUGCCUGCACGUCAGACUGUGUCGCAACCUGACUGUCUUAGCAGUGCUGCGGAGGAUGAGGAUCUAAGCAAGCCUGUUCCUUCAUCCACAAUUACAAAUUCUUCUGCAGCAGAGUCUACCUCAAAUGCAUCUACAAUGUCAGUUGCUAAUGUUUCCAAACAGGAAGUUCCUGAUGAAAUUUUUGUUGAGCCAGCAGUGAAUGGAAGUCUUAAACUCAGCGCUGAUAACACAGUCCCUUACGGUGCAGAAUCUUCAGGAAAAUCGGAGGAGUCGAAGGGCUUGUUUAAAAGGAAUUGCAACAUAAUAUCUUCUAAUGGAAUUUUGAUUGGAAAGGUGGUCCGUACAUUGCAGAAUUCCCAUUCUUCCUGUCAGAAUGCUGAAGAAGAAAGAUCCCAGCAUGAGCUGCCAAAAAAUGAUUCACUAAAUGGUGCUAUUAGUGUAGAUAAUGAAUCUAAAGAAAACGGACUGAAACUUGAUGAUUCCACUUGCCAAGUCCAACCUGUUAAACCUUCUGAGAUUUUCUUUUCUAAAACAAACGGAUUGCUUGAAACAAUGCCUAUAGCUUUGUCGCCGGUUCCUCAAGAAAUAAUCUUAGAAUCUCUCACAUACAGCCAGUUGAACAGCUUGUCAGAGGAAAUAAGUGUCCCUGGACCUCAGAAAUCUUCUGAGAAUGAUGCUCUUAUGGAAACUGUAGUGAUGGAAGCACUGUUUGCAUAUGAAGAAUCCAGGAAAGUUCCUUCCAACUUUGGCUGUGAUGUUGAGAAUCUUUUUACUCAAUCAGAUUCUGAAACUAUUUCUACCAAAGAAGAAGUUGCUGAAAGUAUUAUAGCAAAAGCUGAUAACGCGCAUCCCAAUAUCAAUGGUCAGCACAAGGUCAGGAAAAAAUCCUUGGACACUGAAGAUGAAUUCCUUGGGCAGUGUGAGUCUGAAGAUAGUAGAGACAAAGACAAACCAAGAAGAUCAAAAGAACCUGAACUAAUUUCAAAAGAAAAUCCUUUGUACAUCAAAGGGUCUCCUGAGAGCGAAGAGAAAUUGGGGCAAACUUCCUCUAUAAAGUCUGACAUUGAAUGUAGUUCUAAAAAACUUGCAUCUCUAGAUAUUACAGAUAAAUGCCAAGAUACAAAGGACAUUUCUAAUAACUAUGUAGAGGUACCACCUGUUAAUGACUCUUCUAUUACGAAGCUAGAUAAAGUUUUGGAGAGUCAAUUUUCUAGAGAAAACGAGGGACUGAGUAAUAAAAAAUGUGAAGAAGAUAAACAUAGGAAAAAAUAUAAGAAAAAAAUAUACGACUCUAAAAAAACUGACAAAGAGCACUACCGAAAGAAGAGAGAAAACUCGGACACUGAAGAGAGGGAGAAGGAGAAGCAAACCAGAAGCAAAUCAGAUGAUUACUCCCACAAGAGGAGGUGCUCUCGCAGUGUGGAAACAAAUAAGCAAAAUCGUCAUAAGCAGGAAUAUUGCAGUGAAAGCAAGUACAGAUCUUCCCAUAAUGAAAGAAACAGUCCAAAUAAUGGCAAAAGCUCAGGAAAAUACUCUCGUUAUAGAUCACGAAGCAGAGAAAGAAUAGAACAAGACAGGAAUAGGUAUUAUCAUUCCAAAGGAGAGAGAACUUGGAGCAGAGAAAGAUACUAUCAAGAUGAACCGCGGAGAUGGGAAAAAUGCAGAUACUACAAUGAUUAUUAUUCCUGUCAUGGAACAAGAGAUGGUAGAGAGAGAAAGUCCUCUCAUUGUGAUAAAGACUUUGACAAAUCGAGUCAAGCUUACAACAACAGGUCACAUAAGGAUUACCAUUGCAAAAGCAGAUGGCCUCACAACACGCUCUCUAGAGAGGAAGAUGUACAUCACUUCAGCAGCCACAGAGCAAACUUACAUCAUUGUUCAGUACCUCAGCAGCAAUCUGAAAAAUAUUCUCGUGAAAGGCAUGCACUUCCACCUGUGUCAGCUCAUUCAAAUUUUGAGGAGUCUUCCCGGGAAAAUGAAAAACUAAGAAAUGGCAAAAGAAAAUACACCCACGCAGAAGGAAGCGGAAGCGAAAUAGAAAAGAAAUGCCGAAAGAUAGGUGACCAAAGAAUGAAAAAAUAUAAGAAGGUCAAGAAGAAAAAGAAGUCCAAAGAUAAACAUCGAGAGAAGGAUUACAAACUUUAUGAUUUGGAUUUCUCUGUGCUCCGCUUUGACAAUGACAAUCGCAAACGUAAGAAAAAGAAGAAAAAGAAGAAACACAUCAGGAAACUGAAAGGCUUCUUGGAAUAUUUAGAUCCUCGUUUCCAGAAGAAAACACGGGAGAAGAAGGAAGAAUCCUGUCCUCCAGGUGGCUAUUUAUGUGAGCAAUACAGAAACCAGGGCAGUAAACAACCCUACAAGGAAGGGAAGCCUUCCGGUGCAGGAGAAAGCAAGAAAUACAGCUCCAUCACAUCCAAUGAGUAUGUUAAAGAUGCAGAGCUUACUGAUGGAAGCCUUCAAUACUCAAACUAAACCUACCA